GUGACGACAAGGUAGGACCCACAAACCCCCUUAGAAUCUGGCCGCAUCAUCUGUUGUGAAACAAAAUACUCAUGAAUUCCCGUCACACUUCUUGUUCUUGCUUGACGGAGUAUAUAUAGCAUCAUCUUUUAUAUUUUUCACUUUUCCCCUUUUUUUCAUUUAUUUUUUUCAAUCUCCAUAGAUUUCAAAAAAGGCUGUUUAUUUUUGUUUAAUCUACAUUUCGGCUCAAGAACGAAAAGAGCUAUAAGAAGGAGAAGAACAAAUAAGAUGAAGUUUUUGUCCGGCUGGCGUCUCAGAAAUGGUCGGAACCCUAGCUCAAACGAUUCCACCGCCGGACGACGAAUUCCUCAGUUGUUAUUAGAUGAUGAGGACGAGGACGACUUCAGGACCGCGGCGACUUCCAGUGAUUGGAAUUUCCAAGGCGGCUGCGACGACGAUGAUGAUGAUGAGAUUUCGAGUAGCGGAGGGAGGUAUGCUGAUGCAGCAGCUGCGCCGUCAGCUUCGACGUCGUCGUCUUCUUCUUCUUCUUCUUCCUCGAGUAUGAGGAUCAGAGUAGCUGCUGAGAGUGAUGCGAAUUCGGUGCCGGCGUUAGUAAAUGGUGCCAAUUCUGCAUCGUCUGCGGCAGUUGCGGCGGCGGCGGCGGCGGUAAGUGUUCCGGUGACGGGUGGGCAGAGAAACACGGAUAGUCCUCCAACUGAUGAUUGCUGUCCUAUUUGCUUCGGUGGCUUUGUGGUUCCGUGUAAAGCGCCCUGUGGACAUUGGUAUUGCGGAGGAUGCAUUUUGCAAUACUGGAACUAUGGUGCAGCGCUUCAACCUUGCAACUGCCCUAUGUGCUCACGUAAGAUCACUAAUCUGACACCUGAGGCAUCAUUAGUCCUGAAGCAAGAGAUAGAAGUUACUGAAGUCUUGAGAAACGUGCGGAAGUAUAACCGUCUUUUUGUUGGUGGUCUAUAUGGUUCUGUUCUGAGGUUGCUUGAGACACCCCUAUACAUCAAAAGAAUGUUUCAGGAUAUGAUGAAUCCGGAUAGACCUGGGGCUCAUCUCAAUAAAUUGCGAAUAAUUGCAGUUAAGUUUGUCUGGACCUUUGAGAAUAAUGAACUCUGAAAGAAUGCUGAGUUUCAACCGUGACGUAAUGUAUUUCUUUGUUUGCAGAUGUUUAUGGGUCUCCUUUACACUAUCAGCCCUUUCGAUUUCCUGCGUAUAGGUCGACAGAAUGUUAUUGAUGUUUUUGACUACUCUGCUAUGGCACUCUCUCUCAUCUUAUACAUAAGUGGAAUUUAUCUCCGGCGUAGGCGCUUUCAACGUGUUAGGGAGAUGGCUGCUAACCAAGAUUGACGUGAUAACUGCCACACCCCUGAUACUUUUGAAUCUUGUUACUUGUAUGUGGUACUCAUCACGAAAAAUUGACUACUCCUUUCCCAACAACCUUCACUUAAUUGCUUCUUAUAUUUGGCCUAAAAUUUUCUGGAUUUAUGCUAUACAGAUCGGGCGUUCAAUGAUCAUGGACUUGUGCUGUUUGUUAUCUUCACUGAUUCUGUUCAGUGUGUGAAUGUCUGUAGGUGUAUUUCAUUUUUGUCUUCUGAAAAUCCACAGGUGUGAUGGAUUCUUUAGUCUAGUAGUUCCUCAAAGAUGGUGCUGGAUUCUCCCAGCUUCAUCACCUAUACAUCUGGUUGUAUCAGCAACACCUGCCUCUCACGGUUUAUGGGAGUAUACUGUAUAUCCUUCUCCCUCUGUCUUCCUCUCCAGCUCUACUAGCAGGGUGUUUUCUUCUGGGAUUCUGCUUUGUAGCAUGCGGAAGAUACGUUUCUAAAGUUGUAAAGUUUUCUUUUAUUCUUGUUUACAUCUGCUAGUGGUAGUGGCUAAUGUGCAACGCCAGUUUCUUGGCUACUUCAAACUGUGUUUAAGUGGAGUUCACCAGCGUGAAAUUAAUUUGCUUUGUACAGUAUUGCAGCCAUUGUACAUGAUCAUUUGCUUUGUACAGUAUUGCAGCCAUUGUACAUGAUCGAUGGGUUCGAGCAUAAGUUACAGACUACAUUGAGCUGCUUCUUUUCUUCUGUAUAUUAUCCAGCCCUUUGAGGG
Molecule: messenger RNA, 2079 nt
Organism: Oldenlandia corymbosa var. corymbosa
Lineage: Eukaryota; Viridiplantae; Streptophyta; Magnoliopsida; Gentianales; Rubiaceae
Source: the annotation of a GenBank genome assembly